Molecule: messenger RNA, 1308 nt
Organism: Eucalyptus grandis
Lineage: Eukaryota; Viridiplantae; Streptophyta; Magnoliopsida; Myrtales; Myrtaceae
Product: NADPH-dependent aldehyde reductase-like protein, chloroplastic
Exons: 2
Coding region: 147-974 (275 amino acids)
Molecular function (GO): oxidoreductase activity
Source: RefSeq, a predicted model, not a curated record
UUGCGUCACUCUCCAAGAAGCAAAACCCAAAUUCUUGUUUUUCUCUUCUGGGUUCGUUCGUUCGCUUGAAAAGGCGACAGCUUUGCUAGUGAAUCGGUAACCCUUCACUUCCUCCGCGUCCUUCCAGCUUCUUCGGAACUCCAUCCAUGGCCGCGACCGCCGCCGCCCCCUCCGCCGCCCCCUCCGACGCCGCCGCGGCGCUGGCCCUCCCUCUGAAAGACCGGGUGGCCAUCGUCACCGGCUCCUCCCGUGGGAUCGGCCGCGCCAUCGCCCUCCACCUCGCCUCCCUCGGCGCCAAACUCGUCGUCAACUACACCUCCCCCGGCUCCUCCGCCCAGGCCGACGCCGUCGCGGCGGAGAUCAACUCCUCGUCCCCCGGUGGCUCCUCCGCCGUCUCGGUCCGGGCCGACGUCUCGGAUCCUGACCAGGUGAAGUCCCUCUUCGACGCCGCCGAGGAGGCCUUCAAGUCGCCGAUCUACGUCCUGGUGAACUCCGCCGCCGUCCUCGACUCCAAGUACCCCACCCUGGCCAACACCUCCGUCGAGGACUUCGACAAGACCUUCAGUGUCAAUGCUAGAGGGGCAUUCUUGUGCUGCAGAGAGGCUGCAAACCGGCUUAAGCGGGGCGGCGGAGGCAGGAUCAUAAUGCUGUCCUCAUCGCUGGUUGGCGCGCUGAAGCCGAACAUGGCGGCGUACACCGCCUCGAAGGCAGCUGUGGAGACGAUGGUCAAGAUCCUGGCCAAGGAGCUCAAGGGCACCCGCAUCACCGCCAACUGCGUUGCUCCCGGUCCCAUCGCAACUGAGAUGUUCUUCGCUGGGAAGACCGAGGAGAUGAUAAAAAAGGUGAUCGACGAGUGCCCACAUAGCCGGCUCGGCGAGACCAAGGAUGUCGCCCCUCUUGUCGGGUUCUUGGCCAAUGAUGCUGCGGAGUGGGUCAAUGGACAGGUGAUUAGAGCUAAUGGUGGAUAUGUGUAGGUUGGUGGAUCCAAGCUUAUAAUUACGUCAUUCUUGUCCAGGUAUUUUGCCUGAAAUGUGUGACCUUUGCCUCUAGAAUUCUGUGUUCUCUUUGUCCGAUUGAGACGUUGAUCCAUCGGUUCUUCGACAUGGUCUGAGAUAUGGCUGAAACAUAAGCUCCAAUCCUCUGGCAGUGGUAGAAUUGAUUAAACCCGGUUUGUCGGUAACUAGAAUCAAUAUCUCUAGCGCAGGUAGAGUUGAGGGUAAAGAUAUUCUGCGCAGGUGAAUCCUUUUACCUGUAUAGGUUCUUCGGCAAUGAAGAUUCUGCAGAAGGUAGACAGCAACUUAUGAGUAA